AUGGAUGACUUGGACUCGGACUCGGACUCCUAUAUCUCUGACACGUCGACGGUCGACUUUGACCAACAUCACGCCAGUUCCACCAGUAACCCCGAUACCACAUCCUACGCGCCCCUGUUCAUUGAAGCAACGGAGGACGCACAAAAGCUCCAGAAAAUGAGCUUGGAGCUUGCAUCUACAAGGAUGGAAAUCAUGAAACUCAAGGCCGCUGGUCAAACCCAAGAGGCUGUGAUUCAAAAGCUUAGAGCUACUCUUGAGGAGGAGAGAAAGAGGAUAGCAACUGGCCAAGAAGAGGCGCUACAGCAACACAAAGAAACCAUCCGGAGGCUGAGAGAGGAAUAUACAACUGCAGUGGCGGAAAAUGACGAGAAAGAGCACGCCGACUCAGUCAUGACUGCUCUCAGAUUGGAGGUUGCGGGGUUGCGAACGUUCCUAGACUUGACUGAGCAGCACCGCGAUAAGGCUGCGAGCAACAACAUUGACCUUCAGCAGCGUCUGGAAGCACUGGAAGAGGACGUGUCUUGCAUGAAGAACAAGAUGGCCCGUAUCGAGAAGGUAUUCAAGGAGUCAUUCAAGAAUGCCGGCACAUCACUCAUAUCCAUCAACGGUGUUUAUGACUUGGAAGGGUCACUUCAGCUGUUACUCGAAAGGGACAAAUCCAGGGCCAAGGAACUUGACGAUAUCAAGAAACAAUUGGUUGAGGCCAAAAAUGCUAAACCAUCCGAAGGAGGGAAUGACGAGAGACCAAGAAAGUGGUGGUGA
Neurospora crassa OR74A is the source of this 762-nucleotide messenger RNA. RefSeq lists its product as hypothetical. The record is from RefSeq and is a predicted model, not a curated record. Bases 1 to 762 code for a protein of 253 amino acids. The transcript is spliced from 2 exons. NCBI's taxonomy places the organism in Eukaryota, Fungi, Ascomycota, Sordariomycetes, Sordariales, Sordariaceae.